This is a messenger RNA of Bufo bufo (common toad), 694 nucleotides long. RefSeq names its product peptidoglycan-recognition protein SC2-like. The coding region runs from base 131 to 676 and encodes 181 amino acids. Gene Ontology annotation, biological process: peptidoglycan catabolic process; innate immune response. The record is from RefSeq and is a predicted model, not a curated record. Gene Ontology annotation, molecular function: zinc ion binding; peptidoglycan binding; N-acetylmuramoyl-L-alanine amidase activity. NCBI's taxonomy places the organism in Eukaryota, Metazoa, Chordata, Amphibia, Anura, Bufonidae. The transcript is spliced from 5 exons.
GGAGCCGAAGACGCUGAUGCCAAUGGAGUUGGAGUUGUAGUUGGGGGCGUGCGCUCCCACAGAUGUCCAUCCACGCCCCUCGUAUGCGUUGCCGUCUUCACCAACAAGGAAGCUGAGGACCCUGUCAGCCAUGCUGCGUGUUUUCGCCCUCCUUGCUCUGUGCAGUCUUGCACAAUGUUGCCCCACCAUCCUCACAAAAUCCCAGUGGGGGGGACGUGCUCCCACCUGCCGGACAGCAAUGGCUACCCCAGUCACCUAUGUCAUCAUCCACCACACCGCCGGAGCCGCCUGCUCCUCCCAGUCCACCUGCAUCACUCAGGCCAAGAACAUCCAGAACAUGCACAUUAACACCAACGCCUGGUGUGACAUCGGAUACAGCUUCCUGGUUGGAGGCGACGGUUCCGUGUACGAGGGCCGUGGUUGGACAUCCGUUGGUGCUCACGCCCCAAACUACAACUCCAACUCUAUUGGCAUCGUCUUAAUCGGCACCUUCACAAGCAGUAAUCCCACCACCGCUGCCCAAAAUGCCGCCAAGAGUCUCAUCAGCUGCGGCGUCACCAAAGGAUACAUCAAGUCUGCCUACAUCCUGAAGGGACAUCGCAACGUCACCGCCACCGAGUGUCCCGGGAACACCUUCUACAACACAGUCAAGACCUGGCCCCGCUUCCAGGCAUAAGGCUGGUCCCUGAGGUCA